Molecule: messenger RNA, 604 nt
Organism: Wallemia mellicola CBS 633.66
Lineage: Eukaryota; Fungi; Basidiomycota; Wallemiomycetes; Wallemiales; Wallemiaceae
Product: DUF1077-domain-containing protein
Exons: 2
Coding region: 1-567 (188 amino acids)
Biological process (GO): protein folding in endoplasmic reticulum
Cellular component (GO): EMC complex
Source: RefSeq, a predicted model, not a curated record
AUGACAAGUGAUUGGUCAUUAAAUUACCUCAAUAACGCAGCUGAGCAGGCUAAAUCUGAUCCGCCUGGAUAUAUACCCAAUCAGCCACUCCGGAAAUCCCGACGUAAUAAUACGCUCGAGCAAACGCAUGAAGCUAACAAAAAGAGUCUUGAAUUGAGCGCUAUAAAACAUAAUAAAGCCUGGGAAACAGCUAUCGCACCUGGUAAAGCGAUGUUCACAACAGCCUUCAUGAUGUACAUGUCUGGUUCAUCUAUACAAAUAUUCUCAAUAUCAAUCGUCUUCAUGACUAUUUGGAACGCACUUAAAAGCUUAACAAAGAUCAAUACAACUUUUAAACCAUUUCAAAUUAGUAACGCACCUCCAGGUGCAACACUCACACAUGCAGAGUUGGAUUUCACACCACAGAAAUUGGCUUUCGUCGCUUGUCAAGUUGCAGCUUUAGCACUUGGUCUUUACAAGGCUGACACUAUGGGUCUUCUUCCGAGUAGACCAUCCGAUUGGAUUGAAUUCUGGCGAUCAGAUAUACUUACAACAUUCACACCAGGCAGUGUUCAUCCCUUGUAUUAAACAACUGUUAAACAAUGCAUUAAAUGUAAAUAGAACA